Pelobates fuscus (common spadefoot toad) is the source of this 684-nucleotide messenger RNA. Its product is annotated as olfactory receptor 11H4-like. Gene Ontology annotation, biological process: G protein-coupled receptor signaling pathway. Gene Ontology annotation, cellular component: membrane. Lineage: Eukaryota; Metazoa; Chordata; Amphibia; Anura; Pelobatidae. The coding region runs from base 23 to 577 and encodes 184 amino acids. The record is from RefSeq and is a predicted model, not a curated record. The transcript has 2 exons. Gene Ontology annotation, molecular function: olfactory receptor activity.
AGAAUGUCUUUUUCUAACAGUGAUGUCCUAUGACAGAUAUUUGGCCAUCUGCAAACCAUUAUAUUACACAUCUAUCAUGAAUCUUUAUCUUCAGGUCAAUCUUGUAAUCUGGUCGUGGUUUGUGUCUUUUCUGUUAAUGUUCCUAAUUAUAUUUCUCAUAUGGAAUUUACAGUUCUGUGGACUUCAAGACAUUGAUCACCAUUUGUGCGAUUUUUCUCCCCUUCUGAAGUUGUCCUGUUCGGACCACACUAUUGUUGACCUUGUAUAUUUUACCUCAGCCAUAUUUUUUGGAGUAUUUCCAUUUUUCUUUAUUCUCUUUACAUAUAUCCAGAUUUUAAUCACGAUCUUUGACAUUCCAUCUGCCAGUGGGAAGAAGAAAUCAUUUUCCACCUGUAGCUCACAUUUGAUAGUAGUGAGUACAUACUACGGGACUUUAACAACUGUUUACAUGGUCCCAUCAACUGACCAGAUGUCCAACAUAAAUAGAAUGUUGACUCUUCUUUAUAACACCGGGACUCCAUUUUUUAACCCAAUUAUUUACAGUCUUAGGAAUCAGGAUAUCAAGGUUUCAGUCUAAAUCUGUACAAUCCUCACUAACUUGCUUAAUAUCUCUCACUCAUCUGUUCCCUUUACUACCUCUUUAAGGAACAUUUCAUAUGACCUACCUCCCCUGCAAGUAUUUCC